This is a messenger RNA of Uloborus diversus, 1816 nucleotides long. RefSeq names its product tyrosyl-DNA phosphodiesterase 1-like (gene gkt). The coding region runs from base 78 to 1760 and encodes 560 amino acids. The transcript has 16 exons. The record is from RefSeq and is a predicted model, not a curated record. Gene Ontology annotation, cellular component: nucleus. Gene Ontology annotation, biological process: double-strand break repair; single strand break repair. Gene Ontology annotation, molecular function: double-stranded DNA binding; calcium ion binding; 3'-tyrosyl-DNA phosphodiesterase activity. NCBI's taxonomy places the organism in Eukaryota, Metazoa, Arthropoda, Arachnida, Araneae, Uloboridae.
GCAAAUGUGAUAGGCAUUUAGUAUUAAGGAGGCGUUGGUUCUUCUGAUCCAGCACCCCAGAGGUAGGAAUUUCCAUAAUGGACUCUGAUUCUGAUCGCACUAUAGAUUCUGAUGAGUUUGAAGAAUUUCUAGCUAAAAAAAAGACUCCCAAAAAACUCAAGAAAGCUCAUCAGUGCUUGAAAGCACAUGACAUUUCAGACUCAGACUCUGAUGAAGUCAUAAUCAAGAAACAAAAGCUGCAUGUUGAUCCUAGCCCAGCCAAAAAAGUUGAUAAUAGACCAAAAUGCCAAUAUGGAAGCCAAUGUUAUCGUAAAAAUCCUGAUCACUUGAGGGAAUUCUAUCAUCCAAGUAAAGAAAUACAGAAAUCACCUGCUGUUAAAUCCAGUUCACCCAGCAUUAAUGAUACAUCUUGUAACAUGAAAACUCAAAAUUAUAAUUUUUUUGUGACCAAAGUUAACGGAAUACCUCAGCGAUUUAAUGGUGGAUUAUCUUAUGGUAUCAAAGAUUUGUUAUCUUUUAAAGAUGGAACUCUCAUUGCAUCUGCCCAUUUCAAUUACAUGUUUGAUGUACCAUGGUUGAUUCAACAGUAUCCUGAAAAGUACAGGAGCUGUCCUUUAACAAUCGUUCAUGGAGCAGAAAGAGAAUCUAAGAAAGCUUUAGAAAAAUCUGCUGCUAACCACCGUAACAUAAAGUUUUGUCAAGCAAAAUUGGACAUCCCUUUUGGAACUCAUCACACCAAAAUGAUGUUUCUUCUUUACCAAGAAGGUUUCCGAAUCAUCAUUCAUACAUCUAAUAUUGUAGAUAGUGAUUGGGACCAAAAAACUCAAGGCAUGUGGGUUAGUCCUCUACUUAGGCCAUUGCAUAAUGCUUCAGUGACUGAAGGUGAAUCUCCUACUAAUUUUAAAUCUGAUUUAUUAGAUUAUAUAUCAUCUUAUGGAGCUCCAGAAUUAGAUGAAUGGCGAGAAACAAUUAAAAAGCAUGAUUUUUCUCCUAUUAGAGUCGUUUUAAUUGGAUCAGUUCCUGGUAGACAUGUGGGCUCUAGAAAAACCUCUUUUGGCCAUCUGAAAGUUCGAAAAAUCCUUAACAGUCAAGGUCCUUCCAAAGAAGUUUGUUCAUCUGACUGGCCUUUAAUUGCUCAGUUUUCCAGCAUUGGAUCUUUAGGAGCUUCCCCAGACCAAUGGUUACUUUCCGAAUUUGCUGCAAGUUUAGGAACAGUAAAAGAUUCAUCUGCAUCAAUGAAAUCAUCCUCUUUGAAACUUGUUUAUCCAAGUGUAGAAAAUGUCCGUAAAAGCUUAGAAGGGUACCCUGCUGGUGCAUCUCUCCCAUACAGCAUUAAGGUUGCUCAGAAGCAACAAUAUUUAAGGAACUUUUUGCACCAGUGGAAAAGUGAUAAAUUGGGUCGUACUGAAGCUUCGCCGCAUAUCAAAACAUAUAUCCGUGUAUCACCUGAUAAUGCUAAAAUUGCAUGGUUUCUUCUUACUAGUGCUAAUCUCUCAAAGGCUGCAUGGGGUACUUUGGAGAAAAAAGGAGCUCAAUUUAUGAUUAGAUCCUAUGAACUAGGCGUCAUGUUUCUUCCAAAAUAUUUUGGCAUGGACAUGUUUAGUGUGCCAAGCAAAAAUGUAAAGAACUUUAGUGAGAUUUUUCCUAUACCUUUUGAUAUACCUGUGGAACCGUACUCAAGUACAGAUCAACCAUGGAUUUGGGAUAUUCCUCAGAUCAAAGGUCCUGAUCGAUAUGGAAAUAAAUGGUGUCCACCUUAAAAUCAAUGAAUGUUUUUGAAAAUUAUAAACAAACUUUUUUAUUGUACAGUUUUGAG